Meloidogyne enterolobii is the source of this 1994-nucleotide messenger RNA. The record is from the annotation of a GenBank genome assembly. Lineage: Eukaryota; Metazoa; Nematoda; Chromadorea; Rhabditida; Meloidogynidae.
UUCUCCCAAUGAUAUUACUGCUAGCGAUAUUUCAGAAAUUACUGAUGCAUUAAAUGAUAUAGAUAUAACAAGUAUUGAAGUUUAUGAAAUUCUAAAAGCGUUACCAUCAAAAAACAGCGCAAGCCCAGAUGGCAUAAAUUAUGUUAUGCUAAAAAAUAUUUGCAUUAUUUUGGCCCCUUAUUUAUCUGAAUUAUUUAGAGUUUCUUUGGAUGAAGGCAUUAUACCACACAAUUGGAAAAAAUCAAUAGUUAUUCCUAUUUUCAAAAAAGGCGAAAAAUCUAAUCCGUUAAACUAUCGUCCAAUUUCACUUACUUGCUGUAUCUGCAGAAUCAUGGAAAAAAUAAUUGUAAAAAAUAUAGUAAAUUUUUUAGAUAAUAAAAAGUUUUUUAGUUCGGAUCAAUUUGGAUUUAUUCGAAGAAGAUCCACUACACUUCAGCUAGUAAGUAGUUUGGAGGAUUGGUACGAAGCCUUAUUUGAGAAAAAGAAUAUAGAUUGUAUUUAUAUUGAUUUUUGUAAAGCUUUCGAUAGUGUUCCUCACAAAUUCCUUCUUGACAAAUUAUAUGCUUGUGGAAUUAGGGGAAAACUACAUAGGUGGAUUAGGGAAUUUUUAUCAGAUAGAACAUAUCAAGUAAAAAUUAAUGAUGUUUUAUCAAACCCAUAUGGAAUUACCACGGGUGUUCCCCAAGGAUCGAUUAUUGGCCCAUUGAUGUUUCUAAUCUAUAUAAAUGACUUAUCCGACGUUAUUCCAAAUGGAGUCAAAAUUAAACUAUUUGCUGAUGACGUUAAAAUUUAUAAAGUUUAUAAGACUAAAAAUGAAAGACUAGAACUAGCAGUUACCCUUAAAAAUGUCGAAGAAUGGUCAAAAAAAUGGAAUUUAGAUAUAUCUGUUAAUAAGACAUUCGUACUUCAUUUGGGUAAAAAUAACCCAAGGGAUCAAUAUAAGAUUUUUAAUAAUACGAUAAAUGAAGUUCAAUCUAUUCGUGACCUUGGAAUAAUCAUAGACGACAAGCUUAGGUUUAAAGAACACAUUAAUAUAAUUAUUCGCAACGCGUAUCUAAGGAUGAAAACAAUAUUUAGAAUUAUAAAGUCAAGAAAAACAUCAACUUGGAUACUGAUAUAUAAGAGUUAUAUUAGGCCUAUGCUUGAAUACGCACCCGAAACUUGGAACACUCCUUACAAAACAGAAAUUAAUUCUCUUGAAAAAUGCCAAAAAUUUUUUACUAAAAUAAUCUUUAAAAAAUGUAAUUUACCUGAACUACCCUAUGAGAAUAGACUGGAAUAUCUCAACCUUCAAACACUUGAGAAUAGACGAAAAAUUUUUGAUUUAAUGCUUAUGUACAAAAUAGUUAAUGGUUAUUCUCACUUAGGACUUGAAACACUCUUUUCUCAUCCUAUUAGAAAAUCUAGCCAUUCCUCUCAUAGAAUUAUUUCAAAAAAACAAAAUUCUAAAAGUUCUAGAUCAUUUAUAAAUAGAACAACUAAGAUGUGGAAUAUACUAGGUAAAAAUACUAUUUUAAGUAAAUCACCAUUAGAUUUUAAAAAUAAGCUUAAGUCAAUACUUAUUGUAUAAAUAAACUGAAUGUUCUUAAAAAAAUUAAUUAAACUCAUCCAGUCUAUCAAAAUACAAAGCUAAAAACUGUAUUUUUCGUUUAAAUCGGCUUUGCGUCUAAGUGGCCAAAUUAAGUUGCCUUAUUUUUCAAGUAGGCUUGCGUCUAAAUGGUCAAUUAAUUUAUUUUUAUUUUCGCGUCUAAAUGGUCAAAUUAAUUCAUUUUUAUUUCCCGUCUAAAUGUUCAAAUUAAUUUAUUAUUUUUUGCCUCUAAGUGGGCUUGGCGUCAAAGUGGCCUAAUCGAUUUAUUCCUUAUGCUGUUGUCUGUACUUUUUAUACUUAAGCAUUUCUUAGUUACUUGCAUGCCUGGUGUUAAACGUAACGCAGUUCACUUCUCACCAGUGCAAUUUUACAAUUAACUUAGUUGUGUAUCUGUGUAUCAAUAUCC